Molecule: messenger RNA, 867 nt
Organism: Naegleria lovaniensis
Lineage: Eukaryota; Heterolobosea; Eutetramitea; Acrasida; Naegleriidae
Exons: 1
Coding region: 1-867 (288 amino acids)
Source: RefSeq, a predicted model, not a curated record
AUGGGAAUUCUUGGAAAUGGCGUCUGUUGGAAGAAACAAGCCAUGGAAAAUCGACAGAACGAAAAGAUUGUCCAAUGUUUUGAAUUAUUGUAUGGAAUGGGACGAGAUCAAUUAUGGAGUGGUUUUUCGAGAUAUGGAUGCAUGCAGCCAACACGUGGAAUUCCAGUUCCAUAUUACAAUGAACAUUCCUUUCCAAAAUCAAUUCUUGAAACAGUACCAUCCUCUAUUCUAUCAAUGGUUGGUUCAUUGAAGACGAUUGAUCGAGAGGAUUUACAAACUCGUUCUGAAUGGCUGCAUUGGGAUUUAAAUCCAUUUGCAAGCGCUGGUCUUGAUGAUUAUCCAAUGGAAUUCGAAAAUGAAAUUGACAUGAAAGAAACACUAUUGAGAAAUCCUGACUAUUAUUUCAUUUUGGAAAAUAAUGCCAACACAACUGUUCCAAGAAUGCAAGGCAUUCUAUCUUUUACCGAUUGCAGAGAACAAGAUGGUGGUUUUGUAUGCGUUCCAGGAUUUCACAACCACAUUAAGGAAUAUGCAGAGAAAAUGAGACAUCAAUUAGAAGUUCCUACCCACUGUACCUUUUUCCAAGUUCCAAAAGGAGAUUCUUUGUUUGAGCAAUGUCAGCAAGUACCUGUGAAAGCAGGUUCAUUGAUUAUUUUCAAUAGUUUACUUCCUCAUGCCAACAUGCCAAAUCGCUCAGAACGUUUUCGAUUGAAUCAAUAUAUCAAAAUGGUACCAAAGAAAGGAAGCCUUGAUUUCAAGUUAGCAAGAGCAUUGAUCAUUGACACCAUGAAGGACAAAUCAUUUGUGCCUUCAGAAACUGGUAACACAAUCUUUGGAUUGGAUUUAUUGUAUGGCAUGAAUGAUUAG